AUGGAGACGCCCCUCCCUUUCGGAUGGAAACCUCUCAACAUCGACCGUUAUGACGACACUGCUGACCCGGAUGAGCACAUUGACCUAUACGUCACACAGUAUGCAACGAGCCAACCUUAUCACGUUACAUCCGCCACUCUAGCCAGUCUCAGACAGAGUGACGACGAAUUGUUGAGGACGUUCAUGGAGUGCUUUGCCAGCAUCUCGGUUAAGAUUGAAAAUUUGAAUCCUGAGGUUGCCCUACAUGCCAUGCUCAUGGCACUCAAGCCAGGACCGUUCAUCGACAACCUAUGUCGGCGACCUCCUGUUGACAUGGACGAACUCCGUGCCCUAGCUGCAGGGUACGCCCAGAUGGAAGAACACUCUGCCUUUCGUGACCAGGUUCGCGAAAAAUCACAGGUCAAGUCGGAUCACGGUCACAAAGACAAGAUGAAGGUCACCAAUGAUAGUCAGUUUAAGAAGGCUGCUCGGACAAAUAAAGGGGGGAGGUACGAAUUCUACACCCCCCCUGAAUGCUCCUCAAGUACACAUCCUGGAGGAAGCCAACAACAGUAA
Messenger RNA from Cajanus cajan (pigeon pea), 555 nucleotides. Lineage: Eukaryota; Viridiplantae; Streptophyta; Magnoliopsida; Fabales; Fabaceae. The record is from RefSeq and is a predicted model, not a curated record.